Molecule: messenger RNA, 3735 nt
Organism: Kwoniella mangroviensis CBS 8507
Lineage: Eukaryota; Fungi; Basidiomycota; Tremellomycetes; Tremellales; Cryptococcaceae
Exons: 8
Coding region: 1-3735 (1244 amino acids)
Biological process (GO): regulation of chromosome segregation; regulation of mitotic nuclear division
Cellular component (GO): nucleus; chromosome
Molecular function (GO): protein binding
Source: RefSeq, a predicted model, not a curated record
AUGUCAGAGUGGGAAAGGGAGGGAUCACCUAUGCCCUGUGGGCCACCUCCAGUCACCUAUGGAAGAUUGACAUUGAUGAAGAGGAAAGGAGGAGGAGACGUACAGACUAUACCCCUGGACGCGGAGAGGAUAACCUUUGGACGAGAUUAUGACUGCGAUGUACGACUAUACUACUCCGAUGUAUCCAAACUUCAUUGCGAGAUUGUCUUCGAUGCCAUCAGUGGCAAGGCUAUACUUCAUGUCCGAGGUACCAACGGACUGCUUCAUAGCCCUUCAGGCGGGACUGGAACCUCAUACAAACCUCCUUUCGAAAUUCCCCUCGAUGACAAGGAUGUCAUUACAAUUAGAAAGAAACCCUUCCGAUUCGAGUACGGCCCCUCACUUGAGACACCUGUACCGUUCUCUCCAGCUAUCAAGCUGUGUUCCACCUUUUCCGCGGACCCAUCACCUUCCAAACAGCAACUCAUCCGACGACGAGCAUCACAUCGACUCUCCCUGGUUCCAGAAGGUAAAACCUUUGUACCCCUGUCACCAAUCAAGAAUCGAAGACACAGUACAUUAGGACUGGGAGGUAUGGGUACACCCGGGAAAGCAGCAGCGAAAUCCAAACUCAGCGAAGAAGUUCCUCAAGAGCAGGAGGAAGAGGAAAAUGCGGAAGAAUCAGUCUUGGAUGUGGCCAAUGGUGAUGAAGGCGAUAAGAUUUAUCUUGAAGUCAAUGAAGAGGAGAACAAGGAGAACGAGAACCCAAGCCGCUCAAUCAAGCGCAUCCACGAGAACCCAUUCAUAACACCUCAGCAAACCCGUAAAGCGCCUUUACGAAAUACCAGUGCUGUCCCUCGAACCAAACGGAUGGCUGCGACGGAGAACACUGAACCCAAGCAGAUAGAUGAUAAAUCCACUUCUCCAGUAUCAAAAGACGCUCCUGCACCAGCCACUCCACCGAAGACACCUCGUUCUGUACCGCUCCCUACUACAGGCGACACACCAUACAACCCACCAGCUACGCCUUCUUACCAGAAAGUAAGCUCGACUCCUGUUCCGGCUAGAGUAGCUCUCUCGACGCCGAAAGGUCCAGCUACGCUUCGUAAAGCCUUGUUGCUCCGAUCCGCUAGAAAGGUAUGGCAGGAAUCUAGAGCUUCUGGAGUGGAAGGUGCGAUCGAGGCUGGAAAUGUCGAGACUAGAAGGAAGAGUACCAGUCCCAAGACGAGAGCAGGAAGAAAGAGUACCACUCCCAUUCCUGAGGUUCCUGCUCCUCAACCAGAAAAUCAAGAUAUGUCCGAUGAAGAGGAAGAUGAAGCAGGAGAACCUCAGAAUGGAGAACUUAUUUGGGUACAUGAAGACGGUACCGCUGAGGUUUCGUUCGAGUCCGAUUCCAGUGGUUAUGAUUCUUUGGAAGCUGAUCAAUCUUUGGAUAUUCCGGGUCAAAGUGUCAUUGAAUUCACCAUCAAUCACCCAGAAGUGGAGGAAGAAUACAUCAAUAAUGAUGACGGAUUUUUGGAGCAUGAGUUACCAGAGGACGAAGUUAUGGAUAUCGAAAAGGAGGCUCAUGAGGCUGAGGUAUAUGAGGAGUACGAACAAGCGGUCAACAUUCCCGCUGACGAUUCUGUCGAAGAAGUACAACCUCAAAACCUCAACCAAGGGGAGCAUCAGGAUGAAGAGAAUGAAGAGGAUGAAGUUAUGUCACUACCUGGUACCCCUCAGACGAGACAACCAUUAUCCAAGCAAUUCUACACUCCUCAGCCCGAGCGAAACAUCCACAGACUGCCAAGACGAUCUUUGGCCAAUAUUGGUGGUCCACCAGUCCGAUUCGAGAGACUUCCAGCCACUCCCGACUUAUUCAAGCGAGAGAGAGCGCCUCCCGGGUCAAUGGGUAAACCUUCUAAAAGGAUCACUUUCGCUGCACCUGAUGCUGAAGACGAGAUGAAAGCUAUUGACAACGAGCCAGUGCCGGAGAAGAAGGUAUUUAUGACUCCUGUCAAAUCAGAAGCUGCUAAAGCUGAGGCUAAAAGAAGAGGGGAAUCGCUUGCCACUCCCCGACAACUCCCUGCCCCACCUGUUAGUGGAUUCAAAAACCCAAUCGUGGAGACUCGAUUCUCCAACUUGAUUGCCAAGCCAUCACACCCAGCUCUCGCAGCAGAUUCACCUAUUCUCGAACGUUCGGAUGAAUCACGAGCGGUGCCCGGUACGCCCAUGGACGAUAUCAAACACCGACUCGAUAAAAUGCGCCGACAAUCUGUGCAAAGGGCCGAUCGAAGAGCUACUGUAGGCUUUGUUCUUCCUUCUACACCGAGCAGACCAAAGUUCAGAGAGGCUGGAUCAUGGAGUGUGAACCCACGAAGGAUUGAUGGUAAAGGACCAACAACCCCCAUAUUCCCUAAAUUCAAAACAGAAGAUCGCAUUGAAGAAUCUCCAAGUGAACUCGUAGCGACAGCGUCUCAUCAGGAAAGCUCGACUAUGGCCCAAGCUCGCGCUCAGCUUCAAGCACCGUCUUCGCCAGAUUACGAAACUCCCUCUUCACCUUCCACCCCCUCUUACACGGGAAUCCGAGAAAUGCUCGGUAAACCUUCCUUGCCAGCCAAAACUCCCGAUAUGAGAGGUCUCAAGAACCUCUUCCCGGCUACACCUAAAGAAGCUGCCUCGCCCUCUUUGGUGGGUGUCAAGGAGCUGCUGAGACAACCUUCAGUACCUGCCACACCCAAUUUCACCGGUAUGAAAGAUAUGUUCAAACAACCUAAGAUCGCUCAGACACCUGGAUUCGAAGGCAUUGGAGAGAUGUUUGAUGAACAGGAAGAGGAGGAAAAGGAGGAAAAGGAGGAAAAGGAGGAAGUAGAGGCUGCUGAAGAAUCAGUCAUUGCGGUCGAUGUGGAAGGGCAUGUGAAUAAUGUCACGACAAAGCAAGUCGGGGCUUGUACAAGUUCAGCUUCUUCAAAACUUCCUCGACCAGCUACCUCUACGUCAACUUCUGCAGCCUCUCGAUCUCGUCGAGCUCCUGCUCCUUCAACGACUACCACAGCCAAACCCACCACCAGAGUACCUGCUCGAAAGGCGGCAUUUAGUGCGCACUCGACGGCUGAAACCGAAUCUAAAUCAUCCAGAAGCCGAAAAGCGGAGCCUGCUGUUGACAGCAAAGUAACUGAAGAACCCAAAUCUCGAUCGACCAGAACGAAGAGAACCACGUCCAUGGACUCGGAGCCGUCUUCUGCUCCUUCCAGGACUACAGCGGCUAGCAGAUCGAGAUCACUCCGAGCGAGAUCAACUGCUGAACCUGAAGAUCAAGCACAAGCCCAGGCGGAAGAGACCAGUAAAUCCACGAGGCGUAAAUCGACCUCAGCUAGAACUACCAGACAAGCUACAGCGGAGGCAGAGGAGGCGUCCGCUACUGCAACUUCAAGAUCUUCGAGAGGUAAGAAACCUUUGACUCAAUUACCUGAACAACCAAUUGAAGGAGAGAAGAAAUCGACUCCUGCUUCGACAAGGAGUAAGUUACCUACUUCUGCUGCUGCUGCUAAGAAAGCUUCAGCGAGUAAAGUAGAAGAGAAGAGAUCUGCGCCUUCGAGACGAAAGGCUACUACUACCACGAAUACUAGUUCUUCGAUAGUAGGUAAUAAAGAGAAUGAUGAUGGUCAAGAAGAGAAAUCUUCGGCUGGGGCUGGAAGUAAGAAAAGAAUUGUUGGUCAAGGUGGAGUCUCUCCUCCGGUCGUGGGGACUACUAGGACCACGAGAAGUAGGAAAUGA